AUGGAUAUUGAUUUUGUUGCCGAUCAUAUCUGCCUGGUUUGGGUAGAUAAGAAUAUGGAAUAUUAUACACGAACAAAAGACAAAUUUCGUGAAAAUACCAAUACAUUGGUAACAUUUAAUAAUCCACAACAAUGCAUCCGGUUUAUAUACCAAAAUCCAACUAAAAAAAUAUUCCUCAUUACUCAAGGUAUGUUUGCACCCUAUAUUGUUCCCGCAGUUAACAAUUGCGAUCAACUAGAAAGUGUUUACAUAUUUUGUCAUAUCGUGGCCAAUUAUCGUUUUGAGGAAAUGCAGUAUGAGAAAAUAAGGAAAGGUGGUAUAUUCGAUAUUGAUGAUGAUUUAAACAUGAAGUUAACAGAAGAUAUUGCAAAAUACUUGAUACAAACUACAAUGGACUUACAAAACAAAGCAAACAGCUGUACCCAAAAAGCUCAAGACUUAAUCGAACGCUAUAGACAGUUGUAUCAAGUGAAAUGUACAUUACUGUUAAAUAGGUCACCAGAUGAAGAAGUUCCUUAUGGUAUUCAAUCAAAAUUAUAA
Didymodactylos carnosus is the source of this 540-nucleotide messenger RNA. The record is from the annotation of a GenBank genome assembly. NCBI's taxonomy places the organism in Eukaryota, Metazoa, Rotifera, Eurotatoria, Philodinida, Philodinidae.